AAGAAUGAGGAAAGGCGUUCAAGUUGCGAAGUGAACAAGCCCACAGGGGAGAACAGACGACCCACGUUAGAUCUGCUCCGUUACUCUCCAGCCAUGGGAACGUUUUUACACCGUCUAAUGAUACUGUAUCUGUUUUUGUUAUCGGCAUCAAACGUCUUCGGUUCCGACAUCUGCACUUCACAAGGAGUCACCACUUGUCGACAGUGUUUGGCUGCACACCCUAGAUGUGCGUGGUGCUCUCAGGAGGAGUAUGGGAUGGGGGGAUCAGGUGGGUCCCGCUGUGGCCUGAAGCAGAAUCUGCUGGAUGGAGGGUGCAGUCCAGCUGCUGUGGAGUUGCCCCUCAGCACCCUGAGUAUUGAGAAGGACGCACCGCUCAGCGACAAGGCCUCGGGCAUAGCUGAUGAUGUCACUCAGAUAAAGCCUCAAAAAAUCAGUAUUAAACUAAGACCAGGAGAUUCCCAGCGUUUCGAUGUGUCAGUGAAACAGGUGGAUGAUUACCCAGUGGACCUCUACUAUCUGAUGGAUCUUUCAUUUUCAAUGAGGGAUGACUUGGUUCGCCUUCGCACCUUGGGCAAUGAGCUUGCUGUGACGAUGGGCCGCACCACUAGCAAGUUACGCAUGGGGUUUGGAGCCUUUGUGGACAAGACCACCUCCCCUUACAUGUACACCUAUCCUCAAGAGGCAGUGGAAAACCCUUGCUAUGGAAUUGGUACUACAUGCCUGCCUCAAUUCGGGUUCAAGAAUGUGCUGUCACUGACGGAGGAGGUGGCUCGCUUCACUGAGGAGGUGGAGAAACAGAGGGUGUCUAGAAAUAGAGAUGCUCCAGAGGGUGGAUUUGAUGCUAUCAUGCAGGCUGUGGUGUGCAAGGACAAGAUUGGAUGGCGUCCGGAUGCCACACACCUUUUGGUAUUCACCACUGAUGCCGAAACUCACAUCGCUCUGGAUGGACGUAUAGCUGGAAUUGUCCAGCCCAAUGAUGGAAAAUGUCAUCUUGAUAUUGAGAAUGUUUACAACAAAUCCACUGUGCUGGAUUAUCCUUCCCUGGGACUCAUGACAGAGAAAAUGUCUGAAAACAACAUCAAUUUAAUUUUUGCCGUGACCGACUAUAGGGUGCCACUUUACAAGGAGUACAGUCAGCUCAUUCCAGGCACACACGUGGGACUACUGUCCGACGACUCUGGGAACGUAGUUGAGCUCAUUACAGACGCUUAUACUAAAAUUCGCUCUAAAAUGGAGCUGGAGCUACUGGGAGUCCCAGAAGAGUUGCAGCUCUCCUUUAAUGCCACUUGCCUGAAUGGAGAGGUCAUCCAUGGGCUCAAGUCUUGCUCUGGCCUCAAGGUUGGAGACACGGUGUCAUUCAGUGUGGAGGCUCAGUUGCGUAGCUGCCCCAAAGAGAAGAGCCGCACUUUUACCAUCAAACCUCGAGGCUUUAAGGAUUCCUUGGAGGUCACUGUGGACUUUGCCUGUGACUGCGCAUGUGAGGAAAAUGCCAAAGCCGACAGCCCCCUCUGUAGCAACGGCAACGGGACCUACGAGUGUGGUGUGUGUCAGUGUCACCAGGGUCGUCUGGGCCCAAGAUGCGAGUGCUCGGUGGAGGACUACAGUCCAUCUGAUGAUGUCAACUGCAUACCGAAGCCAGGGAACCCAAUUUGCAGCGGGAGAGGGGACUGUUUGUGCGGAGAGUGCUCCUGCCACGCAAACGAGUUUGGUCAGGUUUGGGGCAAAUACUGCGAGUGUGACGACUUCAACUGCUUGCGCUUCAAAGGGGAACUGUGCUCCGAUCAUGGUAAGUGUAGCUGUGGCUUAUGUCAGUGUGACGCUGGCUGGAAAGGAGAAAACUGUAACUGUAGCACAGUCAUAGACACCUGCAUGUCCAGCAUUGGCCUGCUGUGCAGCGGCCGGGGUCAUUGCGAGUGUGGGGUUUGUCAAUGCACUCAGCCUGGUGCCUACGGAGCCACCUGUGAGAAAUGCCCCACUUGUCCUGAUUCCUGCACUAUAAAAAAGGAGUGUGUUGAGUGCCAGCACUUCAAGAGAGGACAGUACAUCAAAGACAACAGCUGCAAUAGAAUCUGCAAAGAUGAAAUUAAAGUAGUGGAUAAACUGGUUUUAGAUUCUCAAAAUUCUGUGAAUUGCUCAUACAAAGAUGAUAAUGACUGCGUGGAGCACUUCCUGUAUUACGAAGAUGAAAGUGGAAAAUCCAUUCUGUAUGUGGUAAAAGAGCCAGAGUGUCCUCAGGGUCCAGACAUUUUGGUGGCGCUCUUGGCCGUGGCCGGAGCCAUUCUGCUACUGGGCCUCGUUGGACUGCUCAUCUGGAAGCUUCUGGUCACCAUACAUGACCGCAGAGAGUUCGCCAGGUUUGAGGAGGAGAGAGCCAAAGCCAAAUGGGAUACGGGUAACAAUCCUUUGUACAAGGGAGCCACCUCCACCUUCACCAAUGUCGCAUACCGGGGCAACUAACGAUUAAAUGCAAAGAGGAAAAACUCAGGGGUCAACGACAGAGAUGGAAUGUAGUAGCAGAGAAAUGGAUGGGAAGAAGAUCCUACACUGUAGCUGAAAACCAAUUAAUGGUGUCAACAACAUUGUGUAAUAAUUGUACAUAAAGUAUUAAAAAAUGAUUAAAACUCUUAAUGUAAGUCAGACAGUUGCCUGCUAUUAAGAUUUCUGUUUUUACACUAUGACAUGCAGUUUUAGUACUGUACAUGCUGAUAGGAGUUAAUUAACAGUAACAAAAUUUUUAGUUUGGCUCGAACUAAAAUAGAAAUAGAAAUCACCAUGACCUAAUAGUAAUAAGUCAGUAUAGAAAAUACAUUCAUGAACAGACUUUUGGAAAUCCUCUUUAGUGUCCUCCACUAUGUGGGAUGUAUUAUGUACACCUUAGCUGUGUUUUUUGAAACUGUAGCAGUUUCCUCUUUAACAGUGUAACUGUUUUUAGUUCAGUUUUCUCUCAAUUGAAAAGGGCAAUUUGUAACAAACCAGGGGAAAUGUGUGCUUUAGAAUUUAGAUAAAUUAUAAAAACACACUUGAAGGGUUUUCAUAUACAAAUACAUUCUCUUUUUCUAAAAAACAAUACGGCUUGUAGUAAUAAUUUUGACAACAAUGCAGCACUCUGUGGAGUAUCGGUUAACCGUAAAAGGGAGUUAAUCCACUUAACUACAGCCUCUAGGCUGUCUUGGUUUACAGGGAUAUUUGUGGUGUAUAUUGUUUUUGAAAUGCAUGUCAAUCCCAGCAUCAUUAACUGUUUUUGUGUUUGUAGGGCUUUUUUUAUUGGUCAUUUUAUUUGUUAAAUUCUAUGUUGAUCAGCACUGUGUUACUCUGAAAUGUCAUGUAAUUUAUUCGUGUAUAUAAACUGAUUUUAUUGCACAUCAAAUGAUAUUGGCCAUUAUGAUAACAAGCAAACUUACUCUUGCUCUUUUGUAUCCACCAUUUAGGAGAAAAGGGAUGUAUUUUGGUUGUACAGCUCAAGUCCGAGAUUCUAAUUGAGAUCAGACGUACAUUACAAAAGUUAUUUAAGAUUAAUAUUUCAGAUCCAUAGUAACAAGUUGUCUUAAAAUUUGGAAAUAGAAAAAUUCUGCCUCCCAGUUUCAUUCAGACACAAACAAGGGUGCUAGUUUACCUCCGGGGCACUAAUGAGGUGCCCUUGAGCAAGGCACUGGACCCCACAAUUGUUCAGCAAGAGCUGUAUAGUUCCUGCCCUCUUUUCCUUAUACUAGGAUGGGUUAAUGCAAAGGUUAAAUCUCAUUGUGUGCUGUGCUGUGUACAUGUGUGACAAGGAAAGUUGAUUGACAUUUUGCAUUUACAGUUUCUCUAUAAAGUGGGUGUUAUAGUAUUAAACUAAUGUCAGUGUGCGGAAGCAAACAUUUUCUUUGAUAACAUUCUGUCAAAUGUUAUCUACUUUACUGUAUCAAGUCAUAAAAUAUUUCCUGUUGCUUCACCCAUGUCAUCCAAUUUGACACAUUUCACAUGUCUGUUCUUGUGCCCUGCUCUGCUGUUCAAUCUGAUGGGUAUUGCUAUCGCAAAACUUUGCGCUUCCCCUCAAAACCCACAAUAUAUCUUCCGGUAUUUCAGCAUAUCCUGUUCACACAAGCCCGAUGAUUUCACUCAAUGUGUGCUGCAUACAGUUUUGUUUCAACUGUUUGUUGGUACUUUAGUUACCCUAGGAAAUAAAAGUGUACAUUCAUCACAA
Anoplopoma fimbria (sablefish) is the source of this 4183-nucleotide messenger RNA. Its product is annotated as integrin beta-3-like. Lineage: Eukaryota; Metazoa; Chordata; Actinopteri; Perciformes; Anoplopomatidae. Gene Ontology annotation, biological process: cell-matrix adhesion; integrin-mediated signaling pathway; cell migration. The record is from RefSeq and is a predicted model, not a curated record. Bases 94 to 2457 code for a protein of 787 amino acids. Gene Ontology annotation, molecular function: fibrinogen binding; fibronectin binding; integrin binding. The transcript is spliced from 15 exons. Gene Ontology annotation, cellular component: focal adhesion; integrin complex; cell surface.